UUGACGGACAACAACAAGACGGGUCAGCUGAGUGCUAGCUGUGAAGUGGAUACCUGCCUCAACUUUGUUAAAUAUUGGCUAUACAUUCACUGUCAUUCGGACCCUUGUGGUUAAAGGGUCUCAGUAGACGGAUAAAUGUCUGAAGCAUCAGAACUUCCUAAAAGUAAAGAAGAGGAGGAGGUUACACCUGAACCAGAGGAACAAUCCGACGACAGCAGUGAGGACGAGGCAGCAGGAGACACAGACAUGGAUUUCCUGCGUAACCUCUUCUCCAGCAACCUGGGCCUCGGCUCAGCAGACAAAGUUCUGGAUGAGCUGACUCUCAACGGAGUGGCACAAUACAUGAAGAGCGGCAAAUGUAAAAACAUCAUCUGCAUGGUUGGAGCUGGAAUAUCCACAUCGGCUGGAAUCCCUGAUUUCCGUUCACCAGGAACGGGCCUGUAUGCAAACCUGCAGAAAUAUAACCUCCCUUACCCAGAGGCCAUCUUCCAGAUAGAUUACUUUAAGAAACAUCCAGAACCGUUCUUCGCCUUAGCCAAGGAGCUCUACCCCGGACAGUUCAAGCCGACAAUUUGUCACUACUUCAUGAAGAUGCUGAAGGACAAGGGACUCCUGAGGCGCUGCUACACACAGAAUAUUGACACCCUGGAACGAGUGGCCGGGCUCGAAGGAGAAGAUCUAAUCGAAGCUCAUGGAACGUUUUACACAUCCCACUGUGUCAGCUUCUGUUGCCGCAAGGAAUACAACCUGGACUGGAUGAAAGAAAAAAUCUUUUCUGAUGACAUUCCCAGGUGUGACAAGUGCAGUAGUUUGGUCAAGCCAGAUAUCGUAUUCUUUGGAGAGAAUCUGCCCGUCCGGUUCUUCACUUCAAUGAAGAUGGACUUUCCUCGCUGUGAUCUUCUCAUCAUCAUGGGGACGUCUCUGCAGGUCCAACCAUUUGCAAAUCUAGUCAGCAGGGUUUCGAAAAGUUGCCCCAGACUGCUCAUCAACAUGGAGAAGGCAGGGCAGGCUGAUCCUCUCUUCGGUUUGCUUGGUUUUGGAGGAGGCAUGGAUUUUGACUCAGACAAGGCGUACAGAGACGUAGCUCAGAUAAGUACGUGUGAUGAUGGCUGUUUGGCUUUAGCUGACCUGCUGGGGUGGAAGGCUGAGCUGGAGGAACUGGUGAAGCAGGAGCAUGCCAGGAUUGACAGUCAAGACAAAGAGGCGAAGGCCAGCGAAGCUACAGCCAAGGCGAGCUCUGCAUCGGUGGCACCAGAACCCAAAAAGAAAGAGUAAAGAAAA
Molecule: messenger RNA, 1281 nt
Organism: Toxotes jaculatrix (banded archerfish)
Lineage: Eukaryota; Metazoa; Chordata; Actinopteri; Toxotidae
Gene: sirt2
Product: sirtuin 2 (silent mating type information regulation 2, homolog) 2 (S. cerevisiae)
Exons: 16
Coding region: 136-1275 (379 amino acids)
Molecular function (GO): NAD+ binding; histone deacetylase activity, NAD-dependent
Source: RefSeq, a predicted model, not a curated record